AUGAACGGCAAAGGUGGUUCUCCACCACCACUAUCUACUAAUCGAAAGUCUAAUAAAGUAGUUUUACCUCAAAUUCAACGACAUCCAGCUUAUUUUGAAGAUCCAUACAAGAAUUCUAUAUUAUUUUCAUUUAAACUUAAAGAUAGACAAGAUGAAAUGCUCAAACGGAUUGUCCUUGAUCAUGCAAAACAACAAGAACAAACAGCACUUGAACCUUAUGGUGGAAAACAUCGACCACGAGAGAAAUCUCCGGAAUAUCCAAAAACAUGUCUUAGCGAAGAUCGUGCAGUUCGAACCAAUUAUUAUUAUAUGAAAGAACGUGUUGCACAUUUACCAAUAACACCAGCCUCAGAUGAAUCAUUUAAACAUAUUAUUGAUCGUUUUAUUGAUAAAAAAUUAAAGGAAGGUCCACAAAUGAAAAGUGUUAUACAACGUAUUGUUAAUGAAACGAAAGUUUUGUAUGAAAAUAGUAUGAAAAAAAGUCAAUUACAACAUGUUCUUGUUGCACCAAAUGUUAAAGGUCUUGAAAGUGAAAUCGCCGGUCCACCACCUCCAGAUCCUGUUGGAUGCGAUUUUUCGAGUUCAUGGGAAGAGAGUUUUCAAGCAAAUCGUGAUGCAAUCAAAGAAAAUCUUUAUAUUGUUCAUCCAACUCAUCGACAAGUACUUGAAUUAUGUAAUAAAACACUUUCACCAAGAAUUAUGAUCGAUUUUAAACGAAUUAGAUCAUUGGGUGCAUUAGAUUUUCCUCAUUUACGUUCAUUUGUUGUACGUGAUAUCGAACGUAAUGAAGAUUAUUUAAGUUCAAGUUGGUAUCCACUUAUAUGUCAAAUAUUUCAAACGGGUCAAAUUCAAGGCAUAACAUCAACACCAGAAAAAAUGAAUUCUUUUUAUAAUUCUAUUAAUACACUCGUUUCUAAUCAAUUACGUGAACUUCUUGAACGAAGUAUUGAUAUGUGGUGUUCAUUAUUUAAUCCAAAAGAUCAAGAUUAUCUUCCGAUAAUUAAAAUUGAUAUUAUUCUUAAUGAAGAUGAAUCAACAAUGAGUAAAAUUGAUUUUCAACCAAAUAUAUCUGAAUUUAUAAAUGUACUACGUUAUGUUGUUGAUAAAAUUGCACAUUCAAUAAAUGGACCUAAUCGUAUACGUAUAGCAACAAUACAAUCAUUUUUAAAUGGUGAUGAUAGUAUUCCACUUGAUACACAUUUAUCACAAACAGUCAUUGAUCGAGCUUAUAAACAAUUAGCUGAUAUAGCUGAAUAUUAUUUCCAAGAACCAAAACAAUUAUUAAAUACAUAUGAAGAGAAAUAUAAUUAUUUAAUUGAUGGAAAAGCUCAAGCUGAUGUAGAAAAAUUUAAUUCAGAAAAUCAUACAUUUGAUGAAUAUACUCAAGAAUUUAAUCGUUAUAAUGAUAUUGUUAAACAAAUAAUGCUUGAACCAACAACUGUAGAAUUUCCAUUAAUUCAAACAAAUAGUGAACAAGUUAAACAAGGUCUUGUUGAAGCUGCUCGUAAACAUCGUAAUACAUUACUUGAAAAACUUGUUAAUGAUUAUCGUAAAGAAUGUCAAAAUAUUUGUGCUGAAUUUGAAGCAAUUAAACAACGAGCUCUUUCUAAACCAGCAACAACUGCUGAACUUAAUGAUAUUAUUAAAUAUAUUGAUAAUGCUAAAGGAGAAAAAUCAUUACAUUUAACAGAACGAAUAAAAGAAGUUCAAAGACAAAUGGAAUAUCUUCUAGAUGAAUAUUUCUUUUCAGAAGAAGAUAUUCGUUUAAAUGCUGAUACUCUUUUAUGGCCAAGAAAUAUUGGACCAAUAUUUGAUACAAAUGACGAAAUUACUCAACAAAUUCGAGGCAAAAAUGAACAAGUUCUUAUGGAAAAACGCGAACGUUUAUUAGCUGAUUUACAAAAAAUGCAACGUCGAGUUGAUGACUUUGCUGAUAAUGGUGAAUUACCUAUGAUGGGUGAUUAUGUAGUAGAGGUUAAACUAGUUCAAAAGAAAAUUGUUGAAGUUGAAAAUGAAAUUGAAUGGAUAAAUCAAGAAGAAGCUCAAUUUCGAAUGGCUAAAACAGAUUAUCCACAAUUGGAUGCAAUAAAAACUGCUGUUGAUCCAUAUUAUCGUCUAUUUACAACAGUUCGUAAAUGGCAAGUUGCUGAAAAGAAAUGGACGGAUGGUUCAUUUCUUGAUUUAAAUUCAGAAAAAGUUGAAGCUGAAGUUGAAGAAUAUUCACGUGAAAUAUUUAAAAUUAAAAAACAAUUUACAAAUUUAGUCAAAAAGAAAAAACUCGAAUUAGCAAAUAAAGUUAUGGAAAAACGUAAAGCACGAGGAAAAAAACGUAUGGAAGACGAAACUACUGGUGAAACUUCUGGAAAUGAACUAGAAGUUAUUGAUGAAGAUGAACGAGAAUUGGAAAAACUUGAAAAAAAUGAUCCCGGAAUGUUGUGUGUUUGUACAGUUAUACUUGAUCAACUUGAUAAAUUUAAGGAAAAUUUACCUGUUAUAAGUAUAUUAUGUAAUCCGGGUAUUCGUGAUCGUCAUUGGGAGAAAAUGUCAACUAUAUUUAAACGUAAUCUUAAACCAGAUACAGGUACAACACUUCGAAAAGUUUUACAACUUGGUUUGGAACCAUAUAUGGAACAAUUUGAACAAGUCAGCGCUGGAGCAUCUAAAGAAUUUUCAUUAGAAAAAGCUUUAAGAAAAAUGCAAGAUGAUUGGGAACCUGUUAUGUUUAAUACAAGUAAAUAUAAAGAAACAGGUUUAACAAUAUUAUCAUCUGUUGAUGAUAUUCAAACAAUUCUUGAUGAUCAUAUUGUUAAAACACAAACAAUGAAAGGAAGUCCAUUUAUUAAACCAUUUGAAGAAGAAAUUAAAGCUUGGGAAGCUAGACUUUUAUUAAUUCAAGCUAUUAUUGAUGUUUGGCUUAAAGUUCAAGCAAAUUGGCUAUAUUUAGAUCCAAUUUUUUCAUCUGAAGAUAUCAAUCAACAAAUGCCAGAAGAAGGUCGUCUCUUUUCAACAGUCGAUCGAAAUUAUAAAGAUAUAAUGCGUCAUCUUGAUAAAGAUCAACAUGUAUGUACUCUACAUAAAUCUAAUCAUUGUAUUUUUCAAAAAACACGAGCUAAAAGAAGUAUUGAAGUCAUGGCAGCAACUGGUCUAUCUGGUUUAUUAGAUAAAUUACAUGAUAGUCAUAAUUUACUUGAAAAAAUUAAUAAAGGUUUAAAUGCAUAUCUUGAAAAGAAACGUUUAUUUUUUCCACGUUUUUUCUUCUUAUCAAAUGAUGAAAUGCUUGAAAUACUUUCUGAAACAAAAGAUCCAACACGUGUACAACCACAUUUAAAAAAACUUUUUGAAGGAAUAGCUAAACUUGAUUUUGAUGCUAAAGUUGAUAUACAUGCAAUGAUGUCAAGUGAAGGUGAAAAAAUUAAAUUUAUACGUUCAAUAAGUACAUCAGAAACGAAAGGUGCUGUAGAAAAAUGGCUUAUACAAGUUGAAGAUGUUAUGCUUAAAUCUAUUCGACAUGUUAUUGAACAAGCUUAUGUUGCUUAUCCAAAUGAAUAUCGUAGUGAAUGGGUUACAAAUUGGCCUGGACAAGUUGUUUUAUGUGUUUCACAAAUCUAUUGGACAAGUGAAGUACAAGAAGCAUUAGCAACUGGUGUUAAAGGACUUUCAGAAUAUUUUUCAAAACUUGAAAUACAAUUAGGUGAUAUUGUUGAACUUGUACGUGGAAAAUUAAAUAAACAAACACGUAUAACACUUGAAGCAUUAGUUGUUAUUGAUGUACAUGCAAAAGAUACAGUUAAAGAUUUAGUUAAUAAACAAGUACAAUCAGAAAAUGAUUUUAAUUGGUUAGCACAAUUACGAUAUUAUUGGGAAGAAUCUGAUUGUCGAGUUCGAAUAACAAAUGCAGCAGUUAAAUAUUGUUAUGAAUAUUUAGGAAAUACACCACGUCUUGUUAUCACACCUUUAACAGAUCGUUGUUAUCGUACACUUGUUGGUGCUUUUCAUUUAAAUUUAAAUGGUGCUCCAGAAGGACCAGCUGGAACAGGAAAAACUGAAACAACAAAAGAUCUUGCUAAAGCUCUUGCAGUUCAAUGUGUUGUUUUUAAUUGUUCAGAUACAAUGGAUUAUAAAGGUAUGGGUAAAUUUUUUAAAGGUUUGGCUUCAUCAGGUGCAUGGGCAUGUUUUGAUGAAUUCAAUCGUAUUGAUCUUGAAGUAUUAUCUGUUAUUGCGCAACAAAUUCUACAAAUUAUUCAAGCUAUUCAAGCUAAAGUUGAAAAAUUUGAUUUUGAAGGAACUGAAAUUCGACUUAAUGCAAAUUGUUAUGUUUGCAUUACUAUGAAUCCAGGUUAUGCUGGUCGAUCAGAAUUACCUGAUAAUUUAAAAGUAUUAUUUCGUCCUGUAGCUAUGAUGGUUCCAGAUUAUGGUCUUAUAUCAGAAAUUUCAUUAUAUUCAUAUGGUUUUAUGAAAGCUCGACCACUUUCAGUUAAAAUUGUUACUGUUUAUAAAUUAUGUUCAGAACAAUUGUCAUCACAAUAUCACUAUGAUUAUGGUAUGCGUGCUGUCAAAUCUGUUUUAUGGGCAGCUGGUGCUUUAAAACAAAAAUAUCCAACUGAAGAUGAAGAUAUUUUAAUUCUUCGAAGUAUAAUCGAUGUUAAUUUACCGAAAUUUUUAGCACAUGAUAUACCUUUAUUUAAUGGUAUUAUUAGUGAUUUAUUUCCUGGUAUAACUUUACCUAAACCUGAUUAUGAAACUAUUAAUUCAAAUAUGAUUGAAAUAUGUCAAAAUAAAAAUUUACAACCAACAGCAGCAUUUAUGACUAAAGUAACUCAAACAUAUGAAAUGAUGUUAGUUCGACAUGGUUUUAUGCUUGUUGGAGAACCAUUUGCUGGUAAAAGUAUGGUCUUACAAGUUUUAGCUGAAACAUUAUCAUUAAUGAAUACAAAAGGCGUAGCUGAUGAACUUAAAGUUCAAUAUAAAGUGAUUAAUCCAAAAGCUGUUACAAUUGGACAAUUAUAUGGAAAUUUCGAUUUGGUAUCACAUGAAUGGAAUGAUGGUGUAUUAGCUAAUACAUUUCGUGAUUUUGCUAUGACAGAAAAUCCUGAUAGAAAAUGGGUUAUUUUUGAUGGACCUGUUGAUGCUGUUUGGAUUGAAAAUAUGAAUACAGUAUUAGAUGAUAAUAAAAAAUUAUGUUUAACAAGUGGUGAAAUUAUUCAAAUGUCAAAUGUUAUGUCAAUGAUUUUUGAAGUUAUGGAUUUAUCACAAGCAUCACCAGCUACAGUUUCUCGUUGUGGUAUGAUUUAUUUAGAACCACGUGUACUUGGUUGGAGACCAUUAAUUGAAUCAUGGAUUCAUGGUGAAAUAGCUGAACCAUUAAAAAUGUAUAAAAAUGAAAUUUUAGCACUUUUUGAUUUUCUUGUUCCACAAUGUAUUGAUCAUGUUCGACAUGUAACAAAAGAAGUUAAUCCAACUGGUGAUUCAAGUUUAGUUCGUAGUAUGAUGAAUUGGACAAAUAUGUGUAUGGGUGAAGCAUUAAAAGAUGAAGAAGAACCAGAAAAAAAUAAAAAUGUACGUUCAUGGCUUAUUUAUACAAUUCAAUGGGCAUGUAUAUGGUCAAUUGGUGCAACAGGUGAUACAGAUAGUCGAAUAAAAUUUGAUGCAUUUUUUCGUGAUUUAUUACGUGGAAAAUUUGAACCUAUACCAGAUUUAUUUCAAGGUAAAUUUGAUUUACAAUUACCAGAAAAAGGUCUUGUACAUGAUUAUUAUUUUGCUUAUAAAAAUCGUGGUGAUUGGUUUCCAUGGGAAAAUUUAAUGAGAGCAGCUGAAGGUGCUGCAACAAUAUCAAUGAAAAAUAUUCGUCGUUAUAUUGUACCAACUGUUGAUACAACAAGAGUAAAUUAUAUGCUUGAUCUUGUUAUACCAAGUAAACGACCGAUUUUAUUUGUUGGACCAACUGGUACUGGAAAAAGUGCUUAUGUACAAAAUUAUUUAAUGAAUAAAAUCGAUAAAGAACAAUAUAUGGCAUUCUUUAUUAAUUUCAGUGCACAAACUUCAAAUAAUCAAGUUCAGGAUAUAAUUAUGUCACGUCUUGAUCGUCGUCGUAAAGGUACAUUUGGUCCACCAAUGAUGAAAAAAGCAGUAUUCUUUGUUGAUGAUAUGAAUAUGCCACAAAAAGAUAAAUAUGGUGCUCAAGGUCCAAUUGAAUUACUGCGUCAAUUUAUGGAUCAUCGACAUUGGUAUGAUCGUAAGGAUACAGCAAAAAUAAUUCUUGAAGAUAUUCAAUUUGUUUCUGCAAUGGGACCACCAGGUGGUGGUAGAAAUGUUGUUACACCAAGAUUUAUUAGACAUUUUAUGACUAUUGCCAUUAAUCCAUUUAGUGAUGAAACACUCACAAAAAUAUUUACAACACUUUUUUCAGUUUAUAUUAAAGGACAAGAAUUUACUUCAGAUUAUUUAACAAUUGGUAAUCAAAUAGUUCAAUCAACUUUACAAGUUUAUAAUGCAGCUGCUGUUUCUCUUUUACCAACACCAGCUAAAUCUCAUUAUAUUUUUAAUUUACGUGAUUUUUCACGUGUUAUUCUUGGAUGUUGUUUAAUUCGUAAAUCAGAAGUUGAAUCAAAACGAACAUUUAUUCGAUUAUGGGUUCAUGAAACAAUGCGUGUUUUUUAUGAUCGUUUAAUAGAUGAUAAAGAUCGUACAUGGCUUGUUGAGGCGGUGAAGAUUUGUGUCAAAGAUAUUUUUAAAGAAAGUUUCGAUGCUGUGUUUGAACAUUUAGCUAACAGUGGACGAGGUGGUGGAAAGGUAUCAGAAGAAGAUUUACGUAGUUUAUUAUUUGGUGAUUUUCUUCGUCCUGAUCUUGAUGUUGAAGAACGUUUUUAUGAAGAAGUUAAAGUUAUUGAUACAAUGUAUUCAAUUGUUGAAAAAGCUGUUGAAGAAUAUAAUAGUACACAUAAAACAAAAAUGACUUUAGUUGUAUUUCGUUAUUUACUUGAACAUUUAUCACGUAUUUGUCGUAUAUUACGUUUACCUGGUGGUAAUGCAUUAUUAGUUGGUGUUGGUGGUAGUGGUAGACAAUCAUUAACAAGACUUGCUGCUGCUAUGGCUAAUUAUGAUGUACAUCAACCUGAAAUAACAAAAAAUUAUGGUGUUGUUGAAUUUCGUGAAGAUUGUAAAAAAGUUAUGAAAAUGGCUGGUGCACAAAAUAAACCAACUGUUUUUCUUUUAACGGAUUCACAAAUAAAAGAUGAACGAUUUUUAGAAGAUAUUGAUUCAUUAUUAAAUACAGGUGAAGUACCAAAUUUAUUUGCUGCUGAUGAACGCGGUGAAAUUAUGGAAGCUGUUGCUGGACAAGCAGCGGCUUCUCAAACAGAUGGUGAUAAAGGUGCAGAUUUUGGUCCAUUAGCAUUAUUUCAAUUCUUUGUUAAUCGUGUUCGAGAUAAUCUUCAUAUUGUACUUGCUUUUUCACCUAUAGGUGAUGCAUUUCGAUCACGUUUAAGACAAUUUCCAUCACUUAUCAAUUGUUGUACACUCGAUUGGUUUCAAGCAUGGCCUGAAGAUGCUUUAGAACGUGUAGCUAAAAAAUAUUUAGAACAAGUUGAUAUUAAUGAAUCCGAAAAAGAAGCAUGUGUUGAUAUAGUUAAAUAUUUUCAUACAAGUACACAAAGAUUAUCAGAAAAAUUUUAUUCAAAAUUACAACGAUAUAAUUAUGUAACACCAACAUCUUAUCUUCAAGCUAUAUCAGGUUUUAAAAUGUUAAUAACACAAAAACAAAAUGAAAUUAUGGCAGCUAAAAAACGUUAUGUUAAAGGUCUUGAACAAUUAGCUUUUGCUGAAACACAGGUUGGUAAAAUGCGUACUGAACUUGAAGCAUUACAACCACAAUUACAAGAAAGUGCAAAACAAACAGCAGCUAUGUUAGUUGAUAUUGAGAUUCAAUCACGUCAAGCUGGUGAAACACGUGAAGUUGUUGUUGCUGAAGAAGCUGUUGUUAAUGCGAAAGCUAUUGAUGCUAAUAAACUUAAAGAAGAAUGUGAACAUGAUCUUUCGGCAGCUAUGCCUGCUCUUGAAGCAGCUAUAAAUGCAUUAGAUACACUUAAACCAGCUGAUAUAACAGAAAUUCGUACAAUGCAACAACCACCAAGUACAGUACGAAAAGUUCUUGCAUCAGUUUGUGUAUUAACAAACCGACAACCUGAUAGAAAACCUGAUCCAAAUAAUCCUGGAAAGAAAAUUAUUGAUUUUUGGGGUCCAGCAAAAAAAGCACUUGGUGAAAUGGAUUUUAUUAAUCAACUUAAAACAUUUGAUAAAGAUCAUAUUCCAUCUGAAGUUAUGAAAAAAUUACGUGACGAAUAUCUAACAGAUGCUGAUCUUGAACCAAAACGUGUUAUGCAAGCAUCAGUUGCUGCACAUGGUUUAAUAUUAUUUGUUCGUGCUAUGGAUGUUUAUGAUCGUAUAGCAAAAGAAGUUGCACCUAAAAAAGUUAAACUUGAAGAAGUUGAUAAAGAAGUACGAGAACUUGAAGCAACAUUAGCAGAAAAACGUGCACAAUUAGCACAAGUCGAAAAUCGUUUACGUAAACUUCAGCAAGAUCUUGAUUCAGCACAAAAACGUAAAGAACAAUUAGAAUUUGAAGUUGAUCUUUGUGCUAAAAAAUUAGUUCGAGCUCAAAAAUUAAUUGGUGGUUUAGGUGGUGAAAAAUCACGUUGGACAGCAGCAGCUGAAAAUUUACAAAAAAUUUAUGAUAAUUUACUUGGUGAUGUUUUAGUUUCAUCAGGUGUUAUUGGUUAUUUAGGUGCAUUUACAAGUGCAUUUCGUGAUGAAGCUACUCAUUCUUGGAUUACAUUAUGUAAAAAAAAGAAAUUACCAUGUUCCGAUGCUGAAAAAUAUUCUCUAGCUGAUACACUCGGUGAACCAAUUAAAAUUCAAGCAUGGAAUAUAAAUGGUUUACCAAAAGAUGCAUUUUCAGUUGAUAAUGCUGUUACAAUUCAAAAUUCAAAUCGUUGGCCAUUAAUGAUUGAUCCACAAAAUCAAGCUAAUCGUUGGAUAAAAAAUUCUCAUGCACAACAAAAUUUAAAAGUUGUUAAAUUAACCGAUAAUGAUUUUAUGCGACAAUUAGAUAAUUGUAUACAAUUAGGUUUACCAUUAUUAAUUGAAAAUGUUGGAGAAGAUUUAGAUCCAUCACUUGAACCAAUUUUACUUAAACAAGUAUUUAAACAAGGUGGUGUUGAAAUGAUACGUUUGGGUGAUAAAGUUAUUGAAUAUUCAAAAGAUUUUAAAUUAUUUAUAACAACAAAAUUACGUAAUCCACAUUAUUUACCAGAAAUAUCUACUAAAGUUACUUUACUUAAUUUUAUGAUUACAUCUGAAGGUCUUCAAGAUCAAUUACUUGGUAUUGUUGUUGCUAAAGAACGUCCAGAAUUAGAAGAAGAACGUCAAGCAUUAAUUAUAACACAAGCUGAAAAUCAACGUUCAUUAAAAGAAGCUGAAGAUAAAAUUUUAUAUACACUUAGUUCAUCCGAAGGAAAUAUUUUAGAAGAUGAAGCUGCUAUUCAAACAUUAGAUUCAUCAAAAUUAAUUUCUGAUGAAAUAUCAAAAAAACAAAAAGUUGCAGAAGAAACAGCUAAAAAAAUUGAAGCAUCUAGACAAGAUUAUAAACCAAUUGCUGAAUAUUCAGCUAUUCUAUUCUUUUGUCUUAAUGAUUUACCAAAUAUUGAUCCUAUGUACCAAUAUUCUUUACAAUGGUUUAUUAAUCUAUAUAUGAAUUCAAUCAAUGAUAGUUUAAAAUCAAAAAUUCUUGCACGUCGUUUAAAAAAUCUUCAAGAACAUUUUACAUAUAAUUUAUAUACAAAUGUUUGUCGAUCAUUAUUUGAAAAAGAUAAAUUACUUUUUUCAUUUGUAUUAUGUACUAGUAUAAUGCUUGCUCAAAAAGAAAUGGAUAAAGCUGAAUACCUCUUCUUUCUAACAGGUGGUAUUGGUUUAGAAAAUAAACAUAAAAAUCCUGGUCAAGGUUGGCUCUCGGAUAAAUCUUGGGAUGAAUUAUGUCGUUUAUCAGAUUUACCUAAAUUUACUGGACUUCGUGAAAGUUUUGAAUCAAAUAUUGAAAUAUUUAAAUCGAUCUAUGAUGCAAAAGAUCCAAUGACAGUUGAAUUACCAUCACCAUGGAAUGAAAAAUUAGAUCAAUUUCAAAAAAUGACUAUUGUUCGUGUUAUACGUCCUGAUAAAGUUGUACAAAUGGUUAUUGAAUUUGUUAAAAAAAAUUUAGGACAAAAAUUUGUUGAACCACCACCAUUUGAUUUAGCAAAAAGUUUUAGUGAUUCACAUGCAUUAGCACCUAUUGUUUUUAUUUUAUCACCUGGUGCUGAUCCAAUGGGUCAAUUAGUUAAAAUUGCUAAAGAUAAAGGAUUUUUUGAAAAAAAAUUUCAUUAUAUUUCACUUGGUCAAGGACAAGGUCCAUUUGCUUCAGCAAUGAUACAACGAGCACAAAAUGAUGGGGGUUGGGUAUGUUUACAAAAUUGUCAUUUAGCUGUUAGUUGGAUGCAAACAUUAGAAAAAAUUUGUGAAGAUUUUUCAGCAGAAAAUACAAAUUCAGAAUUUCGACUAUGGCUAACAUCAUAUCCAUCACCAAAGUUUCCAGUAACAAUUUUACAAAAUGGUGUUAAAUUAACAAAUGAACCACCAACAGGUCUUCGAAUGAAUAUGUUACAAUCAUAUUUAAAUGCACCAAUAUGUGAACCGGCAUUUUUUAAUAAAGUUGAUGAAGGAAAAGAUGCUGUAUGGGAAAGACUUUUAUUUGGUCUUUGCUUUUUUCAUGCACUUGCACAAGAAAGAAGAAAAUUUGGACCACAAGGAUUUAAUAUUCCAUAUGGAUUUAAUGAGUCAGAUUUGUUAAUUUCUGUUCGACAACUUCAAAUGUUUAUUAAUGAAUAUGCUGAAGUUCCAUACGAUGCUAUUCGUUACAUGGCUGGUGAAUUAACUGAUGAUUGGGAUCGUCGAUGUUUAAGUACAAUUCUUAUUGAUUUUUAUAAUCCACAAGUAGCUGAAAUUCCUAAACAUAAAUUAUCUCCAAGUGGUCUUUAUUAUGUACCACCUAAAGGUACAUAUGAUGAAUAUGUUGAAUUUAUUAAAAAUUUACCAUUAACUCAACAUCCUGAAGUAUUUGGUAUGCAUGAAAAUGUUGAUAUAUCAAAAGAUUUACAAGCAACAAGACUUUUAUUUGAUUCAAUUCUUUUAACAAUGGGUUCAACAUCAGCUGAAGGUGGUGAUACAGAUAAAAAAUUAAAUGAUAUUGCUAAUGAUAUACUUUCAAAAUUACCAAAUAAUUUUAAUUUGGAAGAAGCAAUGAAAAAAUAUCCAACACAAUAUGAUGAAAGUAUGAAUACAGUUUUAGUACAAGAAAUGGAACGAUUUAAUAAAUUAAUGAGUGUUAUUCGAACAAGUUUACAAAAUGUUAUUAAAGCUAUAAAAGGUUUAGUUGUUAUGAAUGUUGAAUUAGAAUCAUUAACAAAUAGUUUAAUGAUUGGUAAACAACCAGAAAUGUGGAUUAAACAAUCAUAUCCAUCAUUAAAAAGUUUAGGAUCAUAUUAUAAUGAUUUAUUAGAACGUAUUAAAUUUCUUCGAACAUGGUAUGACACAGGAAAACCUGCAGUUUAUUGGAUUUCAGGUUUCUAUUUUACACAAGCAUUUUUAACUGGUGUUAAACAAAAUUUUGCAAGAAAAUAUACAAUACCAAUUGAUUUAUUAACCUUUGAAUUUCAGGUUUUAAAAAUCACUAAAAGUGACACAGCUCCAAAUGAUGGUGCAUAUAUUGGUGGUCUGUUUCUCGAUGGUGCACGAUGGAAUCAAGAAACUUGUUUACUUGAUGAACAAUUUCCGAAAAUACUCUAUGAUCCAAUACCAAUCAUUUGGGUAAAACCAGUUAAAACAAAUGAAUUAAAUAUUCAAGAUACAUAUGAAUGUCCAGUAUAUAAAACAAGUGAACGACGUGGUGUACUUUCAACAACAGGUCAUUCAACAAAUUUUGUUAUGCCUGUUUAUUUACCGACGAAUCAACAACCACAACAUUGGAUAAAACGUGGUGUUGCAUUACUUUGUCAACUUGAUGAUUAA
Rotaria sordida is the source of this 12093-nucleotide messenger RNA. NCBI's taxonomy places the organism in Eukaryota, Metazoa, Rotifera, Eurotatoria, Philodinida, Philodinidae. The record is from the annotation of a GenBank genome assembly.